AUGGGUGCUCCUCCGGCUCUCGGCGCCCUGGGCCUCACCUUCACGGCCAUGCGGGGCAUGCAGGCCAUCGCCCUCAUCACCAUCAUUGGCCUGACGUCCAACUUCAUCUCGGAAAUGGUGGCGGCCAGCUACGAGGCGCCCUCUGCCCUCGUCGGCACGCUCGUUGUGUCCUGCCUGGCCGCCGUCUACACGGUCAUUACCUACAUUCUCUACUGGGAUUCGAUGCUCCCGCUGCUCAUCUCGACCGGGGCCGACGGGCUGUGCCUCAUCGCCGUCAUCGUGGUGGCCUGCGUCGUGGGCAAGCCCGUCAGCUACCUCUCGUGCCCAGCCCUGCCGGACAAGGGCAACACGGCCAACUUCAUCCACUCGCUCUUCCUCAACCUCUCGCGCAAGGACUACUUCGAGUGGGUCGACCCGGACAAGGCGUCGUGCUUCGAGAUCAAGGCCGUGUGGGGGCUGAGCAUCUGCCUCUGCAUCCUGUACUUUGUUUCGGCCGUCACCUCGGCCUGCCUGUGGAAGCGCAUCAAGGGCGGCGCCUCGCGGCCCGCGGCCCCCAAGGACUUUGAAUGA
Purpureocillium lilacinum is the source of this 570-nucleotide messenger RNA. RefSeq lists its product as uncharacterized. NCBI's taxonomy places the organism in Eukaryota, Fungi, Ascomycota, Sordariomycetes, Hypocreales, Ophiocordycipitaceae. The record is from RefSeq and is a predicted model, not a curated record.